UAUAUUGAACAUUAAUUUAGACUACUCAAGACCCCAAACACUCUAACCUUCUCACUGUAUAGAAGAAAACAUACCAUUAAAAUGAUUUUAAAUGUACUAUAACAAAUGCCGUGGGACCAUUAAUGGACAGUUAUAGUUAGUGAUGCUGGAAAAUCAUUCCUUUUCCGCACAAGACAGGGCAUGUAAGGUUGGGGAUGUGGCUGACUGUCACUCAUCCUAACUCCCGCCUCCUCCCACCCCCUGUAAAGUAUAAAAGGCUCCCAGGUUUGCCUUUUAGACUCAGAGGAUUGGUAGUGUCACAGCUGCAUCCUUCUCUAACAUACACACACACACACACACACAUACACCUACACCUACACACACACACACACACACACACACACACACACACACACUGGACAUUAUUUGGGAAAUCCUAUUUUUCUGAACCAACCAAUCAGUGUUGAGAAGUCAGGAGUAGAGUUCUUGAUUCUUACUCAAGAACAAAACUUCUCAGGUAUGUAUCCUUGCAAUGCUACUCAGACAUAAUUAUCAUCAGUUGAAUGUUUUGGCAUUUCCUCAGAGGUCAAGGCUAAAAUAAGUUUGUGUUGGAAAGACAUCCGGCUGUCAGCAGUCUGGUUAUCAUCAUGUGUGAGGCAGCACUUAUUGACCCCCAGCAAAGCAGCACAGCUCCAUGCCUGCUCCAUGCCUCAUUAUAGCACCAAUAACAUCUGCCUGAAUAUAAUAUGUUUGGCAUACAGUGACUAAUGCAGAUUAGGGAUGGAUGCUGAUUAGACUUGCUGUCUGGGGUAUUUUAAGGAACUGUUCAAUUUCUACAGAGAUAUAUUUAGUGGCUCAUAAACUAACACAAUGACCUGAACUCUUUCUACAGGGUGAAAUCAAAAUGAAGACAGUCUCUCAGAGUAUUUUGUUUUGGUGUUUGCUGGCUGCUUUUGUGCCCUGUGUUAUAAGUGCAACACUUCCUCCCAAUUCUGAUGGAGAAAAGAAACUGAAUGCAGAGCUUCAAAAGAAGGAUCCCUGUAUGCAUAAUAGUAGUUUAGAAGAUUCAGUUGAGAACAGGGAUACAGGGCCACCUAUAUCACAGAACAGUGAUCAGCCAAGUGGUAGGAUGAAACGGGGCUGUAACCUGCUCACCUGCUCAAUACAUGAUCUAGCCUACCGCAUCAGCCAUCUCAGUAAUAAGACGAAUAACGCCCCCCCACGCAAGAUCAGUCCCUGUGGCUAUGGACGGCGACGGAGGCGUUCCCUCCUCCGACGCUCCACCGCUCCAGCCCACAGGGAGGGCCAUCUGAAUCUCUCCAUGCUGCAAGCCCAGAGACAUGACUCGCCUCAAAAACUGAUUUAAGCAUCAAUCUGCGGUUUGUCCUGAGCCUUUUUCUUAUUUUGGCUCAGUUUGCUGAAAUACUACUGACAACUCCUUUGUAGGCACAAAAAUGAGGAACUACCAUGUUCAAGCAGCUGGAACAUCUUUCUCCAUCCUUCACCAGAGAGACAGGACUAAAGAUAAGGAUUCAAGUCAUCUGGAAACAAUGAGUGUUUGUGUAAAAUGGGUCAGGCAGUUCUGUUUUGUAAGAAAGAGAAGCAGGAGUUCAAGUGAGAUAACAAGGGUUUGGGCUUAUGGCAGCAAUAUGAAAAGAUACUUGAGCAGUUGUGUGUGCAUUAUUUUGGGAUAUUUCUCGAUCUUACGGAGCUCUGGGAUCUGACAAGGCUCUCUGUCUCUCCCCAACGCAGGACAUGCCACUUCUUCAAACCGCUGGAGAAGCAAUGGGGUUAUCCAGGAAACUACCAACACCACUGUUUUUCUAGCUAGGGGAAAGAGGACAGAAAACUCAUAUACCAGCUAAAAGACUUUCACCAAUAUGCCUCCAUGAGGGAGAUUGACUGAAAGAAGAGGUCUUUGUGAAACCUGGAUGUGAAAGUCUUGGACACUAAUAUCUGCUCACCUACUUACAUACUUGAAGCUGGAUGUGUGUAUAGUGGGGGAAUGUGCAAUAAUUGUAGCAGUAUGUAUUCCAUCAAUAAUGGCAAAAAAAAAUAAUGUAUGUUAUAAAUUCAUAUUUUUAUACAUUCAAUAAUAAUAUACUUGUAAUCUCAGAGAUUAACUAUUUUUUAUACAUGAACUAAUAUGGGCUUUGUAUAUUGAAAUUAAAUAUUUAACCAUUACUUUUAUACUGAUCUAAUGAUAAACUUAUAUUUAUGUCAAAUCAUUGUCAUUGUCAAGUGAAAACCAGAUGGUAUAAGCAACUAUUAAACACUUGUGAGAAAAAAAGAAUGAAAGAGUUUUAUUUCUAGCUUUUUUUUUUCCAACAAUAAGGCUCAGAAUUAUGAUCAUCCAUAUUUCAUCCAUAAGUUCUAAAAUACUCCUUCUAUAUGCACAUGAAUAACUGAUAAAUGAAUCAGUGUAACAUUUACAAGAUGUAACAAAAGCAAUACACUACAAAUUAUAGCAUGCAAAACAUGUAUAGUGCAGGCAAGACAACACAGUAAACAGUAUUGCAUGCUGCUGAACUACUAUCCUCCAGUGACAAUUUAGAAUGAUGAUGUGUCACAAAACAUGAUCAUAAGAUGAUUUUAUUAAGACCAGUAAUAACCAUGUCUGUUUUUGCCAUUAAUAAUAUAUACUACUUGCAAAAACAUUUCCAAUUCCUGAUUAUCAGUACUCUGAGACUAUGAUACCAUUAACAGUAUUCAAUUAGGAGAUUUAUUUGUGUGUUACAGAUGAUGCAUUGUCCUAUAUAUAGUGCGUAUGAAACCAGAAUACUUACAGAGCCAUAAUAUACCCCAACCUAACACACCAUAAUUUAAUAAG
This is a messenger RNA of Ictalurus furcatus (blue catfish), 2809 nucleotides long. RefSeq names its product adrenomedullin b (gene admb). The transcript has 3 exons. Gene Ontology annotation, biological process: regulation of systemic arterial blood pressure; positive regulation of heart rate; adenylate cyclase-activating G protein-coupled receptor signaling pathway. Gene Ontology annotation, molecular function: hormone activity. The record is from RefSeq and is a predicted model, not a curated record. Gene Ontology annotation, cellular component: extracellular region. Lineage: Eukaryota; Metazoa; Chordata; Actinopteri; Siluriformes; Ictaluridae. The coding region runs from base 884 to 1345 and encodes 153 amino acids.